GUCAGAGGAAAGCGUAAACCAAGCACCAAAGCCCGUACUUGAGCUAUAACAUUUGAAUUUCUUGAUCAUUCUACGUUCCCAAAAUGGAUCUUAUCAAAUAUUUCACAUUUUCUAUGAUAAUCUCUAUUUUAGGUAUUUGGGGAAUCCUCCUUAAUAGACGAAAUAUUCUUAUUAUGUUAAUGCCAAUUGAAUUAAUGUUAUUAGCUGUGAAUUUGAACUUUUUGGUAUUUUCCGUUUCUUCGGAUGAUAUGAUGGGUCAAGUAUUUGCUUCAUUGGUUCCAACGGUGGCAGCUGCGGAAUCUGCUAUUGGGUUAGCCAUUUUCGUUAUAACUUUCCGAGUCCGAGGGACUAUUGCUGUAGAAUUUAUUAAUAGCAUUCAAGGGUCAGGGCCUUUCUCGCUGGGCGAAUUGAGUUCCACGGCUAGAAAGAUGCUAUUUGCUGCUAUUCCAUCUAUUUGUGCAUUAAGUUCGAAGAAGAUCUCAAUCUAUAAUGAAGAAAUGAUAGUAGCUCGUUGUUUUAUAGGCUUUAUCAUAUUCAGUCGGAAGAGUUUAGGUAAGACUUUCAAAGUGACUCUCGACGGGAGAAUCCAGGCUAUUCAGGAAGAAUCGCAGCAAUUCCCCAAUCCUAACGAAGUAGUUCCUCCGGAAUCCAAUGAACAACAACGAUUACUUAGGAUCAGUUUGCGAAUUUGUGGCACCGUAGUAGAAUCAUUACCAAUGGCACGCUGUGCACCUAAGUGCGAAAAGACAGUGCAAGCUUUGUUAUGCCGAAACCUAAAUGUUAAGUCAGCAACACUUCCAAAUGCCACUUCUUCCCGUCGCAUCCGUCUUCAGGACGAUCUAGGCACAAAGUUUCGCAUAUUAAUUGGGAGGAGAUUUUGCCCCAGGUGUAUCACGAAAGCAGAAAAAAUAGAACUCAUUCAAGAGAGCUUGGUGGUCUUAAGAAUGGUUCGGGGGGAGCCUUCUCUUAAGAAUAAAUAAAGAAGACGAAUAGAAGAUAAUUCAUGUUCAUGCGAGAAGAAAACUAAACUGUCAGUCCGCUUGCACGGGCUGUUAUUUCAAGUGGGAUCAGUCCGGAUUAUUUGACCGAUGUCAACAUUCUCGCCAACGCCUAUUGCAUUUUGAUGGAAAAGGGACCUGGUAAUGAACUUAUGACAGAAGCCCUGAAAAUCCUGCAGCUAUGGCAGCACGGGUUACCCAUUUCAUAGGCGAGGGUGGGGGACAGGUUUGAGGACCUGUUGGUCAAAGAAAAUGCAGAUAGAUUGUAUAAAAGAGUGCGAGUUGAUGUCGGUAUUGGAAACGUCUUCAGUUCUUUGAUCCAUUCCGUGGCGCGAAAUCCAUCAUUGGCAAAACAAUUAUUUGGUUAUGCGCUUUGCUCUAACCGAAGCCAUAGCCUUGUUUGCCUUAAUGAUGGCCUUUUUGAUCUCAUCCGUAUUCCAAUCUUUGACUGAAGGUUUCUGCGGGCUAGUCCC
Messenger RNA from Neltuma alba, 1471 nucleotides. RefSeq names its product ATP synthase protein MI25-like. The record is from RefSeq and is a predicted model, not a curated record. Gene Ontology annotation, biological process: proton motive force-driven ATP synthesis; ATP synthesis coupled electron transport. NCBI's taxonomy places the organism in Eukaryota, Viridiplantae, Streptophyta, Magnoliopsida, Fabales, Fabaceae. The transcript is spliced from 3 exons. Gene Ontology annotation, molecular function: oxidoreductase activity, acting on NAD(P)H; proton transmembrane transporter activity. The coding region runs from base 84 to 980 and encodes 298 amino acids.